Molecule: messenger RNA, 5276 nt
Organism: Dunckerocampus dactyliophorus (ringed pipefish)
Lineage: Eukaryota; Metazoa; Chordata; Actinopteri; Syngnathiformes; Syngnathidae
Gene: cbx6a
Product: chromobox homolog 6a
Exons: 5
Coding region: 166-1506 (446 amino acids)
Source: RefSeq, a predicted model, not a curated record
GCCUUGACCAUGUGACACACAACAGGCUGUCUUUGCCGCGCUGCAGAACCCAGUAGGUGUGUGUGUGUGUGUCUCUCUCUCUCUCUUUUGGACAGUUCGGCCGCGGUCGAACCGAGCAGAGACAAACUCCUCGCCUGGGAGAUCAAAGAACUGAGACGAAAAACGAUGGAGCUCUCCGCCAUGGGCGACCGCGUAUUUGCCGCGGAAGCCAUAUUGAAGCGCCGCGUCCGAAAGGGAAGACUUGAAUACCUGGUGAAAUGGAAGGGAUGGGCAAUGAAGCACAGCACCUGGGAGCCAGAGGAGAAUAUUCUGGAUGACAGGCUCAUCCUCGGCUUUGAGCAAAAGGAACGAGAGAGGGAGCGUAGCGGUCCGAAAAAACGGGGGCCAAAACCCAAAAACCUCGCCACAAAGGCACGGGCGGCGAAAGGAGAACCAAGCAGCAGAUCCACAAAGUCCCACCAGACGACAUUGCGCUCCUUUUCCUCUGCUCCCAGUCGAACGGCCCCUUCCUCCUCCUCUGCCUUGCCUCAUCCUUCACCAUCCUCUUCCUCAAGUGUGGCCCCCUCCCCUAAGCUCAAUUCACUGGCCGCCACCCACAAGCUGAAGAAGGACAUCCAUCGUUGCCACCGCAUGUCCCGCCGCCCUCUGCCCCGCAUGGACCCAAUGUCCUUCUCCAGCCCUGGCGGCUUCCCGUCCCGCCCUCAUGUCUCCCCCUUCUCCGAGACCGUCCGGAUCCUCAACCGCAGGGUCAAGCCUCGCGAGGUGAAGAGGGGUCGUAUCAUCCUCAAUUUGAAGGUGAUCGACAAGCCGGGACGCGGCGGCUCGAGCAGUGGAGCCAGGAAUCUUCCAGGGGGGCGCCACAACAUCCCCUCCCGUAAUCGCAUCAUCGGGAAGAAAGGAGAGGCUCCCUACAGACCUUUCCAGCCCCCGCUGAAGAUGCUUGGCUUCCCCAUGUAUGGGAAGCCAUUUGGGCUGCAGUGCGGAGGUCCUCUGGCCUUCCAACCUCAGCCUGGGUCCUACAACACCAGGAACACGCGCCCAGCCCCCUCCCGCUAUCAGGCUUCUCCUUCUAGCUCCAGUGCCUCGGAAGGAAAAUCUCUGCCCACUGCUGCUGCAGUUGAAGUCUCCCAGUCCAGUGAGGCUCCAGAAGCCAGUAAAGGUCCUGCAGAACCCCAGAAUACCCCGCCGUCUGCCACCCCUUCAGUCUCACCUACCCCAGCAACCUCCCCGUCUUGUGUGGGAGGGGAUGAAGAGAUCCCAAACCCCUCACUGCCCCAAGAUGCGGGAGGCCAACCCCAACCCGCGAGGGUACCCGUUGAGGGGGACCCCGACUGGCACCCAGAGAUGGGACCUAGCUGCAAAGAUGUGGUGGUCACCGACGUCACCACCAACCUCGUCACUGUCACCAUCAAGGAGUUCCCUUCUCCUGCCUCAGGCCCCGCCUCCCCGGCUUCCAUCAGCGCAGAAAACUGUGCUCCUGAGGAGCCCAACAUGCCCAAGCCAUAGUAAAUUGCUUCAUAACACCACUGGUGUUUAAAAAAAAAAUGUGCCCUUUUUGCCAUUUGAGGCCCCUCCCACCUUUUCCUUAAAGGUGCGUCCACAUGUACGCACUGGCCGCAGUAGGUACACCUGUACAGUCAAAAAAAUCUGUCUUAUGUAGUAUAGUGGUUGCUGCAUCACUGAGAGCUCUUUCUACUAUUUUGUUUAAUAUAAUAUAAAAUAGAAACAUUGAAAGUGUACUGUAGUGUUGCAAUCACAAGAAUGACAUUGUUGAAUUUUUACCUCGCUGACGAAAGUGAGCAUUAUCUACUACGAUACAGCAGGUGUACCUAAUAAAGAGGCCAGUGAGUGUACAUAGCUAUAAAAACAACUCCGCCCAGCCACUGAAUCGUAACAAAAGGUGUAUUUUUAAGUGUAUACAUUUAAACUGGGCAGCUAGUAGGUCCUUCUUGUCCACUUGCACAGCACUGAUGCCUUCAGGCACGCUCGGACAAGCUAUACCGUAAUUUGUGAAAGAGAAGAAUGCCCUUUAGAUCACGCUUUUGCUGCCACAGCAAUUUUGAAUUAACAUUGUUGCGAUAUAUGAUUUUACAUGUUCUUGCACUUGGACUCUCACAUUGCAACAAUUUACAGCGAGGUAAAUAAUCACUGCACUUGACUGCAUCUAAACAGUAUUCUAUGUAGUUGAUUAAUGCCUUUCUAUUUCUAUUCCCUUGAACACGUACAGUACAGUAUAUGUACACAUACACACACGCAACAAGCUAGUAUUUAUAUGCACGCACACCAUUGUGAGCCGCGGUAGACUUUGUAAGUUAUCCUUGUCGCCAUUUGCCUCUUGUCAGUUUUACUCCAACACUCUUCGUGAAUCUGCAACGUCACGCCCAGACUCUUAAACUGGGCCUGAAGUUGAUCUUUUCUUUUCUACAGUAUAUACCUGUACACACUGUAUGCCACAUUAGUGCUGUGGGUCACUACUCGUGUGUCAAGUUCUGGAAGGUUCAUGAUGAUCCUUCAAAGCGUUAAUGUAACUCUACUUUAUUUCCUCAAAUUGUGGCAGACAGUUUACUCAACUACAGAAAGUACCAGGUGUUUUGGAGGCUGAUUGUUCUUUACGUAUCGAGGCCAAGCAUUAUAGUAUUGUAGCUGUAGUGUAAUUAUUCGAUCUGUCUCUUGCUGCACAGUUGUGAAACAAUGCUGGUAUGUAUUUUCCCAUAUUUGGGUGUUUUGAUUAUGCGAUUUUGUUACAUCCUGGAUAUUGUGGUUUCUCUGCUAUGAUGUCACGCUAUUAAGGCUAUAAUAGAAGUAAUUAUAGCUACCUAAUGGUUAUUUUUUCCCUGGGCUGGUGGCGUCUAGUUAAUGUGGGUCGUUUAUUCAAGUGGACAGUAUACCCUGAAAUCAGUUGAGGCUUGGUGUCUGCUAGAGUAAAGGCUGCUGCUUGAGGGAAUAUACUGUACAUGUACUGUGCAACUGAUUAAAGUCAGAUACUUAUUCAAGUGGACAUGGCGUCUAGUCGAGCGGAGGCCACUAUUUGAGGAAAUACUGUAGUUUGUGCUAAAACCUUUAAGUGGACUAUGUAAUGGAGAUUUGGGAACUACUAGAGCAGAGACCCUAAAUUGAGAAAUAUGUUAGCUUGUGUGUCUAUUCAAGCAGAGCCACUUAAAUGGACCAUGCAAUUAGUUGAGGAAUGGCGUCAACUAGAAUGGAGUUGACUUUUUGAGGAGAUAUAGUUUCUCCAUCUAUUUAAGAUUAGAUGUUUGUCAUAAAGCGGACAUGAGAUCUAGGCCUGGUGUCUACUAGAGCAGAGACCACUAUUUGAAGAAGUGUGGUUGUUCGUGGAUUAAUAUGAGGCGUUUAUUCAAGUGCCAAAUGUACUCGGAAAUUUAGACAUGGCAUCUGAUAGAGUAGAGGCCCUUAUAUGAGGAAAUACUGUAGCUUGUGCGUCUGUACAAGCAGAGCCAUUUAAGUGUCAAUGCAAUUAAUUGAGGAUCUGUUUGCAUCUGUUAAGGUCUGUUUAGGUCAUGUUUAUCAAGCAGACAGGAAAUCGAGGUAUGGUGUCUUAUAGAGCGUAGGCCUUUAUUUGAGGGAAUCCGGUUGUUUGUGCCUCCAUUUAAAAUGAACCCUUUAAGUGGACCAUGUAAUUGAGGUAUGGUGCCUAAUAGAGACCACUAUUUGAAGAAAUAUGAUAAUUUGUAGAUCAAUUUGAGGCUUUUAUCCAAGUGCAGAAUGCACCCAGAAAUUGAGACAUGGCAUCUAAUAGAGUAGAGUCCCUUUGAGAGCCAUUAAUUGAGGCAUGGCAUAACUACAAUAAGGCGACUGUUGGAGAAAUAGUGGUUUCUGCAUCUAUUUAGGGUCAGAUGUUUAUUAAGCGGACAUGAAGUCAAGGUAUGAUGUCUAUUAGAGAGAAGGGCUUUAUUUGAGGAAAUACGGAUGUUUGUGCCUCUAUUUAAAAUUAAGUCAGGCGUAUCCAAAGUGCAGCCUGCAGCUUGUUUUUUUAUUGGCCCGCGGCACAUUGGAUAAAUAAAAUUAAACCAAAAACCCCUGCUAAAAAUGGAAAAAAAUUUUUAACCUUUUUACAAUAUCAAAAAAUACAUACAAAUAUCAAAGUGGCCCACUGCAUCCUUUGAUUUUCAGUAUGCAGCCCUCAGUGGAAAAAGUUUGGACAUCCCUGCUUUAAGUGGACCAUGUAAUUCAGGUGUAUACUAGAGUAGAGACCACUAUUUGAGGAAAUGUACAGUAAUAGCUUCUGUGUCUACACAAGCAGAGCCAUCUAAUUGGACCGUGCAUUUAAGUGAGGCAUGAUGUCUACUAGAAUGGAGGCCGCUAUUCGAAGAAAUAUAACUUUGUGACACUCUGCGAUGUCUUGACCUUCUUAGAACUUGACACAACUGAAUUACAAAACGUCUGCAUAUGUUGCCUUACCUACCGCUGCUCCGUUCACCCCUAUCCCCGCACUCCCAAAUAAACACACUUCCAUGAGCCUGCCACAACUUAAGCAUGAAUAUGAAGACUGCAUCAUUAGCAAGCUGUAAUAAAAUGUGAAUGCCUUCUGUUUUGAACACAAUGUUACAAUGUUUCCUCUUCUGCAUACUGGAUGGUUCUAUUUGUUGUCAGUACUGUUUCAAUACUCACAGGUUACACUUGAAGGAGUUUAUUCCCAAAAUAUCACAUGAAGAAACUACACUUGUUUGAAGUGAAAUGAUCUUUGGAAUAGACUCUUCCAAUGGACUGUAUCUCUGCUAAGUUGUGGGUAGAAGUAUCUAGAAGUGGUGUUAGGCUGCUAUUGUCUUUUUUUUCCGCAUAAAGGGUUAGCACAACUCAACUUAGUGGCCUAUCUUUGACCAAAUAGGGCUUGUGAUUUUUUUUUAUUUUUUAUUAGCCACAUUUUCCAAUGUUUUUAAACAUUGUUGUAUAAUUUCCAGUGCUAUAUUUAGCACCACUAGGAAGGAUCCUUGUUUAAUGCAUUGAAAGUUGUGCUUUUUAAUCCUUUUUUGUUCCUCCUAUAUGUAUUGAAUUACAAUAUUUUGGACAUAUGCAUAAUUGUGUUAAUGUGAUGCAAUUCAGUAUGACUAGAAGUCAGUUUUUAUUACUUGUACGAAUUAUGUACAUUGUAUUAGUGCCAGGGAGGGUGACAUUGUAAUGUAUCUUUCUGAAGCAUGUUUUACAAACCCUUAUUGUACAGAUUAUAUAUUCACUGUCAUGUGUUAUUUGUUAGGCUCCUUGUUGCUUUACGUCUGUGUUUUAUUUUACAAGGCUUUAAAUUAAAAAGCUGUUAAGAA